Paramecium octaurelia is the source of this 843-nucleotide messenger RNA. NCBI's taxonomy places the organism in Eukaryota, Ciliophora, Oligohymenophorea, Peniculida, Parameciidae. The record is from the annotation of a GenBank genome assembly.
AUGUAGUGCAACUAUUAAAUAAUUUAAAGAAUAAAAUUCGUGAAACCUGCAAUAUAAGCAUUAGGAAUAGAUAAUUUACUAGAUCUUAUUUAAUAAGGUGACAAUAGCCAAAUUUAAGUAGCUGAUAAAUUUGUGAUUGAUGAUAUUAGCAUUAGAUUUCUAGAUAAUUUUAGCAGUUCUGCAUUCUGCUUAACAACUACAUCUUUAGGAUAAAUGUUCUUUAAAUCCACUUAGAAAUUAUUAUACAGCCUAUAGCCUUGGUUGUUAUAGAAAAUGAGCCUAAAAAUAGCAAAAGGAUUAUACCUAUUACGAAAAAAAUGUUUUAAAUCUUGUAAAGACUUUUACUAUAACGGGCUCUUAAGAAUUGUAGUGUCUAAUUCUUAUGAUGUUUCUUUUGCAAUUAUUUUAUAACUUGCUUAUUUUUAGAGUAAUAAUAUAACUGAUUCAGUAAAUUCAUAUUUUUCCUUAAUUUUUUUGUAUAUUUAGCCAUUUUGUAAAGAAUUUUCUAGUUAAACUACAUUAAAAUACAAACUAAUAUUAAUCUUUAUUUGAAGGAGUUUAAGAUAGCAAAUACCUUUGAAUUUCAUAAUAUAAUACAAUUUUAUUAAUUAAGAAACUGAUUUUCAUAAGUCUCAUUGUUUUCAUAUAUACUAUUUUAAUUUUAUUUAUAAACAGAUGGGAAACUUUAAAUUUUGCUAAUUGCUACAAAUUAAACUGUAUUUAUUUUAAAUAAUCCUUUAGAGAAUCAUUAUGAGUAUUAUAAAAUUAUUAUUACAGAAUCCUUUAUUAUUUUCAACACAAUAACAUUUAUUCUUUCUGACUAUUCACAAGUUUUUCGAUUGA